CCCCCCCUGAGGACAGAACAAGCAGACUGAGGUGCAUUCACAAACGUGAGGACUUGAUCAUAUCAGGCAAAAUGGUGAAGAUUGGAAUCAACGGAUUUGGACGUAUCGGCCGUCUGGUGACCCGCGCCGCCGCCAUCGGAGGCAAGGUCGAGGUCGUGGCCAUCAACGAUCCCUUCAUCGACCUGGACUACAUGGUCUACAUGUUCAAGUAUGACUCCACUCACGGUGUGUUCAAGCACGGAGAGGUGAAGGCCGAGGGCGGCAAGCUGGUCAUCGGCAACAUGCACAUCGCCAUCUUCAACGAGAGAGACCCGGCCAACAUCAAAUGGGGCGAUGCUGGAGUCGACUACGUUGUGGAGUCCACCGGUGUGUUCACCACCAUCGAGAAGGCUUCUGCUCAUCUGCAGGGCGGUGCUAAGAGGGUGGUGAUCUCUGCCCCCAGCGCCGACGCUCCCAUGUUCGUUAUGGGCGUCAACCACGAGAAGUACGACAACUCCAUGAAGGUUGUCAGCAACGCUUCCUGCACAACCAAUUGCCUGGCUCCCCUGGCCAAGGUUAUCAACGACAACUUCGGCAUCGUUGAGGGUCUCAUGAGCACUGUCCACGCCAUCACCGCCACACAGAAGACCGUUGAUGGUCCCUCUGGUAAGCUGUGGAGGGACGGACGCGGAGCCUCCCAGAACAUCAUCCCCGCCUCCACCGGAGCCGCCAAGGCUGUGGGAAAGGUCGUCCCCGAGCUGAACGGUAAACUGACCGGUAUGGCUUUCCGUGUUCCCACCCCCAACGUGUCCGUUGUUGACCUGACUGUCCGCCUGGAGAAGCCCGCCAAGUACGACGACAUCAAGAAGGUCAUCAAGGCCGCCUCUGAGGGACCCAUGAAGGGAAUCCUGGGAUACACAGAGGACCAGGUUGUGUCCACAGACUUCAACAGCGACGUUCGCUCCUCCAUCUUCGACGCCGGCGCCGGCAUCGCACUCAACGACCACUUCGUCAAGCUGGUCUCAUGGUACGACAAUGAGUUCGGCUACAGCAACCGUGUGUGCGACCUGGUCCAGCACAUGUUCACCAAGGAGUAAAAUAACGUCUCCUCAACUUCAUCGCUCUUCUACCAUGAUGCAGUGUCCCCUUCCCAUGAUUCCCCUUUUCCCCUUCACCUGUAACUGGAUGCCACGCCAUCCUUUCCCCCGGGCGCAAACUCAUCUACAUCAAACAUCUAGCUGAUUGAUGAUAUGAUGAUGAUGAUAAGUCUUUUUAUAUGAUUAAGUCACCUCUGUUUCGGUCCAGCAGUGAGGGCUGCAGCAGGCGUCGUUUGCUGCAGAUGUACAGAUGUUCUUCCAUCACUGAACUGUUUUGGACUAAAUGGUGGUUGUUGCACUCCACAUGCACAGUGGCUCCUUUGCACUUAACAUGAAAAUAAAGUCAU
Molecule: messenger RNA, 1423 nt
Organism: Scomber scombrus (Atlantic mackerel)
Lineage: Eukaryota; Metazoa; Chordata; Actinopteri; Scombriformes; Scombridae
Product: glyceraldehyde-3-phosphate dehydrogenase-like
Exons: 12
Coding region: 72-1076 (334 amino acids)
Biological process (GO): glucose metabolic process
Molecular function (GO): NAD binding; oxidoreductase activity, acting on the aldehyde or oxo group of donors, NAD or NADP as acceptor; NADP binding
Source: RefSeq, a predicted model, not a curated record